Messenger RNA from Cercopithifilaria johnstoni, 477 nucleotides. Lineage: Eukaryota; Metazoa; Nematoda; Chromadorea; Rhabditida; Onchocercidae. The record is from the annotation of a GenBank genome assembly.
AUGUCAAACGCACAAAAAAAACAAUAUUUUGCACAACAUAAAACAUUGUCACUUAGCGCACCAGUUCGAAGGAAAUGGUACAAAAAAGUACUACCAAUGGAUUUUCAAGGUAGCACCGCUGAAGAUUUGGAUUUAAGUAUGAGUACAACUUCAAAUCAAUUAAUUGGUGCAUUAGCAACUUGGCAUAAUAUUCAUGCAAGCCUGAUGAAAUUUGACCUUUCAAGUAGCGAUGUAUCAUCGGAUAAAGUGAUGAAAGCGCCACUCAAUUCAUCCAGUUCAACAAGUAGCAGCUAUUCCACCGAUUCAUUCAUCAGUUACGGUGAUUCAUUGAGUGGAGAUCAGACUAGCAAUGGAAGUUCGGAUGAUGAAAAAUUAUUCAAUUACCAAUCACGAUUAUCCAUUUCAAAUCUGGAACUUCAAAGUUCACAACUGAAAGAAAUGUUUCCCAUGGCAUCGGAACAUUGGAGGUAUUUUUAA